Molecule: messenger RNA, 2907 nt
Organism: Owenia fusiformis
Lineage: Eukaryota; Metazoa; Annelida; Polychaeta; Sabellida; Oweniidae
Source: the annotation of a GenBank genome assembly
UUAAUGUUCUGGUCAUUAUAUACUGCAUAAUUGGAUAUCAACGUUACUUUACAGUAACAUCAGAAUAAAUAGUAAUCGCCAGCCAAAAUGCAUACUUGUUGUAAAAAUGCAAGUUUUAAUAAGUGAUCAUGAGCCUUCAGGACUUGGCGUAAAAGAAUUCAAUCAGAUUAAAAACUAGUGUUAUGACAUGUUAAAAUGACAAUGAGCGAGUCAAGCAUCUUAGACGAGAACAAGAACAAGGGGGAAAGUCGACUCGCUAUCAAUCCUUGUAUCGAUGAUGUUGAAGAUAAUCACUCUAAUACUGGAAUAGAGGAAAAUGAAAUUAUAACAUUGAACAUCGGAGGAAUACGAUUUCAGACUUUUGCCAAAACAUUACAACGUUACCCUAGUACAAAACUUGCACAACUAAACCAACUGGAUGCCAGUUACCGCCACAAACAGAACGAAUACUUUUUUGAUAGAAACCCAAAUCCAUUUUGCAGCGUUCUUGAUUACUAUCGUACUGGGGAGUUGCACUGCCCAGGGGAUGGUAUAUGUGGUUCCGCCUUCAAACUAGAAUUAGACUUCUGGGGAUUGAUUGAUAACAACAUUGAGAAAUGCUGCUGGAUGGACUAUUCCGACAAUGCCGAUAUGAAAGAUGUACUGAACGUUCUAGACAAGCGGUUAAAGGAAGACAUAGCUGUGCCAAUUGUUGCUAAUAAUGCAGGAACAUGGUCUAAAUUUUGUCAUAAAGUAUGGCUGGUUAUGGAAUAUCCAGAAACAUCAGUUCCAGCAAAGAUCUACACCGUAUUGACUGUUACUUUGCUCCUGGCAUCAUUAAUGGUGCUAGCACUUGGCACAUGCAAAGCCUUUUCAAGUCCGCUUACUGCAAGAGACGUUGCAGAAUUGUACAAACUACCAGUUGACCAAGUCAAUGUAUCCGAAGAUGGGUCAUUCAGUAUUUACUUCGAUGAUGAUUACAAUUAUAAUGACGACUAUUAUUACCAGUAUUACUAUUACGACGACGAUGCCAAUGGUACUUUUCCUGAUAGACAAGGUAACCCACAACCAACCAAUUCAACGAUUAAACCUGAAACCAACUUAACUCUGAUUUUGAAUGCGUCCAAUUCAACUAACUCAACUAAAGAUGAUGAUUACCAGUACUAUUAUUAUGAUGAUGCCAAUGAUACGGUGUCUGUUAACGAAUCCAAUUCGACAACUCCAGCCAAUAAACCAGAUCUUGCUGGUAAAGGUGGCGCGAGAAGAAAAAGAGGAGCAAGUUCAAUUGCCAAAAACCCUAAAUUAACCAACAAUAGUGUAUCUUCUGAUCAGAAUUUAAAUAUUCAACUUAACCAACUGAACAAAACCCGACGAAAAUUUAAACCCACCAAAUCUCCACCAAACAAAUUUGACGCAGGAGGACUCCGAAAACCAUUAAAAGAAUUGUGGUUAAUAGAGGCUGCAGUCUACGCAUUUUUUACCGUAGAACUUAUCGUGCGACUGAUUGUUUGUCCAUCCAAAAUAAUAUUUCUGAAAAAUCCAUUCACAAUUUGUGACUUUCUCAGUUUAGUUCCAUUUUACAUACAAGUCAUACUCCAGAAUAUUGAAAAGGAGGAACAGUAUAAGAUUAGUCCCAUCGACAUAAUGGUUGUUCUACGUGUUUUAAGACUGGGGCGAUUAAUCUCUUUAAUGCGGAACAUUAUGGGAUUUCGUGUUAUGAUCUACACACUCAAAUCAAGUUGCCGAGAAAUGUUUCUUUUGCUUGUUGUUCUCUUUUUUGCUGUCUUCAGUUUCGCAACCAUGGAGUACUAUACCGAGCAGUUAACCAAAGGAGAUAUCGAAGUUCAAAUCGAUAGCAUACCGAUAGGUAUAUGGUGGGCAUUGGUUACUAUGACAACUGUUGGGUAUGGUGACUAUUCUCCCAAAACUGGAUUUGGACUGUUCAUAGGAUCAUUAUGCGCACUCAGUGGAAUUUUGGUCAUUGCAUUUACGGUUCCAAUUGUUGUAAAUAAUUUCAUGAUGUUCUACAAGCAUGCAAGUUCCUUACGACCAAAACAGCCGGGAGAAGAAUACGUAAUCUCAGCUAAAAAGACAAAUGGUUUAAGUGAGACGGAUAUCGUUAUGUCCAAAAAUGAAUCCCCAAAGCAUACACAGACUCCGACUAGGACGUUCGGUUCUAUUCGAACGGUACGUAAGAUAUCAGUGGAAGAGUAUACUGAAACGUAGCUUAUACGGACAUUAUACUUGACGAUUUGAUUCGCAUCCACAUGAAUAUAAAAUUGUUUAGAAACAUGUUUCCAUAAGAACAGAAUGGCAAAAUACUAGUAAACGAUCUUUAUUGAAGAUAUUUGUUUACAGAUGAUCUGUGAUUGUUCAAUGAUUCAUCAACCUUUUAUUACAAAUGAAAUAAUAUUUAUUUGAGAAAGGUUUAACGUUCGGCCUGUAAUGAAUGAGGCUAGUUAAGUCAAUAGUUCACAACCAUGAACUUCAUCAGUGGAGAUUUAACUGCAUGUUUUCUGGAUCUCUUGUUAGUUUGAGACAAGUAAUUAAAAUAGUGAAACCAUCAAUAUGGUGGGUACAGGCUAGAGCUUACCCAAAAUGUAUUAAACCCUGUACUUUUAUGAUAAGAAUUAUGACUGGGACAUGUCCCCUAAAUGCGUAUGACCAUGUUGCUAAAUCUAGAUUAUGUUCUUCAUAUGUAAUGAUGCAGAUGAAAAUGUAGUUCACUUUCUUUUCUCUUGUGAAAGCCUAGCACAAGAAAUGGUCCCUUUUUAGAGUAUAUUAGAGUUAUGAAUUACCGUGGUCAAGGUUUUAAUGCAAUCAUUGUAAAUAUCCUGAAACAAGGAGAUAUUACUGCUGCUCUGUAUAUAUACAACCUGUAUAAUAAAAGAUGUAGCUUGCUGUAGAUAGUGGUACUUCAACUUUAUA